This is a messenger RNA of Parus major (Great Tit), 3750 nucleotides long. RefSeq names its product KIAA0513 ortholog. Bases 16 to 1773 code for a protein of 585 amino acids. NCBI's taxonomy places the organism in Eukaryota, Metazoa, Chordata, Aves, Passeriformes, Paridae. The transcript is spliced from 13 exons. The record is from RefSeq and is a predicted model, not a curated record.
UCUUUGGGACUCGGGAUGAUCCGGGCGGCACUAACGCGUCCCAAGCCCUUUGGCCAGGCACAGGGUGUGGGUGACAGCCCGAGGGGCGGUGACAGGAGACAGGAGAGCCCUGCUGGCCCCUGCCACACCUCUGCUGUGUGCCGUGCCCUGCUGGCUCCGGCAGCAGCCCCGACAGGUCCGUCCAGUCCUGCCGGAGCCGCCACCGGCACCCGGGGACACGGAAAAGCAGCGGGCGCAUCCCUGCCUCACCUUGUUUGGCUUUCCCUCUGUCACCCGGAGCCUGGAUUAAUCAUUGGGCAGCUGGAAAUGCUGCAGGAAGCGGCGCUGCCACGCCAGGCUGUGCCUGCCCGGGGCUGGACAUCCCCUCUGCAAGGAGCAGCCAGGGCCAGAAGAUGUCCUGUGGUAGCCUGUGUCCCUCCAGGAGGUCCUGCCUGCCUUAGCCAUCAUCCUGCCAGCCAUGGCCUCCACGCCCCAGUGAGGGCCAAAGGCACGAGGAGCGAGUGUCCCCAACACCGCCACACCCCCGGGAGAGCCAUGGAGGCCCCUGUGGAUGUGCCCGUGGGGAACCUCAUUGACUUUGACAGCGAAACGCCCUCCCAUGACCCCCCUGAGCCCGCUCCUCCCGCCGCUCCCGGCGACAGCGGCCACCCGGGGGACACAGGGGAUGCGGAGGAGAGCGAUGCCACCGAGUCCGCCGACAGCGAGAAUGACAUGGGGGACUCUCCCCGGCACUGGCGUGGCUACCGCCGCUCCUCCUCCAACGAGUCCUUCUCCUCCAGCCAGAGCACGGAGUCGGCGCAGGACGAGGCCACGGCCGAGCGCCGGGAAUUCAUGCGGAGUUACGUGGAGAAGAUCUUCACGGGGGGAGAGGAUUUGGACCAAGAGGAGAAGGCCAGGUUUGGGGAGCUCUGCAGCAGCGAGAACGGGAAGGGCAGGGAGUGGUUUGCCAGAUAUGUGAGCGCCCAGCGCUGCAACUCCAAAUGCGUCUCGGAGCAGACCUUCUACCGCCUGAUGCAGUCCUUCGCCCUCGUGCUCUUUGAGUGUCACCAGAUGGACGAUUUCAGCCCUGCCAAGAACCUCAUGACCAUGUGUUUCACCUAUUACUACAUAGGGAAACCUCACGCCCUGCCCUUGGAGGCCAAGGAGAAGCCCACGGGCAGCAUCGACUCGUACCUGAAGUCAGCGAACACCUGGCUGGCCGAGAAGAAGGACAUCGCAGAGAGGCUGCUGAAAAACACCUCAGCCAAGACAGAGAACGUCAAGGGCUUCUUUGGGGGCCUGGAGACCAAACUGAAGGGUCCUGCCAGCAAAAAGAGCGACGAAGGUGAAGACAAACCGAAGGAGAAGCUGAAGAAGACUGUGUCCCUGCAGAGCCCAGAGGAGGAGAAGAAGGGGGAGAAGAUCUACCUGUACAUGCACCUCAAGCAGCAGCCAAUCUGGCACAACCUCCGGUUCUGGAACGCCGCCUUCUUCGACGCCGUGCACUGCGAGCGCAGGAAGAGGUCCCCCACCACCAGAGGGAACACUGGGGAGGAAGAAGAGAAGAGGGAGAAGUGGUGCCACAUGACGCAGGAGGAGCGCGACGACAGCCUGCGCUUCAACGAGAACAUCACCUUCGGGCAGCUGGGCACCUUCAUCCACAACAUGCUGGCGUUUGGCCUCAACAAGAAGCUCUGCAGUGACUUCCUGAAGAAGCAGGCGACCAUCGGCAACUUGGACGAAGAGCAAUACAAGCUUCUCAGUGACCACAUCGAGCAGAUGGCCACGGAGUAGCCGCCUGGCCGGCACGCGGUGGUGGAGAGACGGCGGCCGGACAGGUGGGGAGGGGAGAGGAUCCCACCUCCGGGGCUACCUGAGACUGAAGCUGGGCUACCUACAAACCAAACCACACACACGAGCUGCAACAAAACCUGCAUGAUCGUCCACCAAACUCUAGAGCUGCCCCAGAGCAGCCUGUAGACAUAGGAGCCAAACAGCCCCCACCCUUGCCAGACCCUCCCGCCUCGAUUUUUGGAGUAGCCAGUCACAAAAGUGAAUUUUGUUGGUUAAAAAGCAAAACAAAACACAAGGGAAAACCAGGAGGAGCAUGGCUUUGCAGCCUCCAGGUGCUGUGGCCCCCAUGAAACUGGUGAGGUCUCUAGUGGUAAAUCCAGAGGUAUCCAAGGCUGCCUUUCCCCGGUGGCAUCCCCUCACUGAUGCUGGAGCUGCACCAGGGCUGCAGGAGGGGAGGGCAGGGACCACAGCCAGGAGCUGGGGCUGCACCCAGCCACCACUCAGGUUCUGUGGUGUCUCCAGGUGUCACCACUGGCUGGGGACACAGGCAGGGUGGGGCUGGCAAAGCCCUCGCUGGCCUCCCUUCCCUUGGGAAAGCUUUGCUGCGCUGCCUGUGUGGGUUUGUACCUCUGGGCAAAGAGACAACAGUUUGCUCCAUAGCUUCAGCCGGGAUCAGUAGGAAAAAAGCCAUGGCCUUGGGCGGGAGUGGAGGCAGAGGAGCUCUGCUUGGCUUGGGAGGAGAUGACAAAGAGCCUCAUCCCUCUCCCUGCUGCCCUGUCCGUGUCGGGAUGCUGCUGGAUUGUGACAUUUCCCAAAGCCUCCUGGCGUCCUGUGGCAGUAGAUUAAUUGUCCUCCUUCCCCAGGCUGCUCCUCUCUGCCCUCUCCUUCGCCAGCUCUUCGCUCCAGCUGCUCAUCCAUCAAACCUGAAAUAGUCCUGGCUAAAGGACAUCUCCUGUUCUGCUCCAGGGGUGGCAGCUCCCACCAUGCAGCAGAUCUGUUUUAUCCCUUGGACCUUGGCACGGUGCUUGCAGAGAGGCUGGGGACGUGGGGACAUCGCUGGGGACGUGGGAACAUCACUGGGGACAUGGGGACAUCGCUGGGGAUGUGGGGACAUCGCUGGGGAUGUGGGAACAUCACUGGGGACGUGGGAACAUCACUGGGGAUGUGAGGACAUCGCUGGGGAUGUGGGAACAUCACUGGGGACAUGGGGACAUCCCUGGGGAUGUGAGGACAUCGCUGGGGACACGGGGACAUCGCUGCUCCCCUCUACAAGGAGCAGCCCACAAGGGCAGAAUCCCCCAGCCCUGCACAGCCAAGGGCCCAACAGUCUCACCCCAAAAGCAUCAUCCUGAAACUCAAGUCCAGGUUUCAAUCAAUCCAUUUUCCCUGUGCUGCCAGCUGUGUCCCAUAGGAAAUAGCAUAAAAGGAUAUUUUUUCCAUGUAGCUCUUGGCUUCUGCUGUCAUUUCCAAGCAUCAAAACGAUGCUUUUACCUAAGCUGGGCUUCCCUUGCUGCUGAGGAUGGGAUCCGUGCUGGGUCUUGUAGGAAGGACAAAUCCAGCACCAAUUUUUCCUUGGCCAUUUCCAAAUCUGGGCAGAGUUACUGGAGAAGGAUUUUUGCUGGGGUGAGGGGCUGAUGUCGGUCCCUCAUCCCAAUAAACAUCUUCCUGCUGGAUAAAAUGUGCUGGACCACGAGCAGCUCAGCAUCCUGGAGCAUCCCAUCCCCAUGGCCUUCCCUGUCUCUGUCUCCACUCAGGUCUUUCCCAAAUCUUCCUUCAUUUCUUUAUUAUUAUUAUUAUUGUUAUUUUUUCCAACAUGAAAAGUUCAGCGCUGAAGUAUAUAUAUUAUUUGCAUGUGUAUUUUUCUAUAAAAACAAUUAAAAUCUAAUAAAAAAUAGCCAUAAACCCUCCUCAGCCGGGACUGUGUGAAGGAUGGGGUGUGAGAGAGAGAGAGAUUGGAAUAAAUUAUCUUAAAAAUGA